AGAGGAGGGAUAAGAAUGCAGAGAUUUUGGGUUGGGUUGGCUAUGGUUGUUGCUGUGUUGUGUGGCAGGUGGCUGUGGCCGGAAGGAACCAAUAUGCGGGCCUUUCCGAUAGUCUCAUUGUUUGAAUCGUUGCCCUCCCCGCCACUCAUCUUCUGUACUGCUGCUGCGUCUGCCUCACAAGGUAAAACCUCCCUUAGUAAAACCUCCCUUUUUCUUGCUGCUCCAAGGAAAAAUCUCUCUCCUACAAAGUUCGUACUUCAUUUAUAUUGCUCUUCGAGUUCAAACGUCGACUCGGGUAGCGAUGAUUCUGUUAUUGGCGAAUAUUCUUCUUCGUUAGAGGAGGAGGAGGAGGCGGGGGAAGGGGAGGAGGAGGAGAAAUCGGAACCUGGGGAAGGUGUGUCAAUUGAGAUAGAGAAGCUCGGCCAGAAUACUCGCAGAAUUCGAUCCAGAAUUGCCAUUGACGCACCCCUUCACAUCAUUUGGAAUAUUCUCACUGAUUACGAGAGAUUGUCUGAUUUCAUUCCUGGUCUCGCCGUCUGCCAAUUGCUCCAAAAGACUCACAACUACGCUCGACUUUUUCAGAUUGGACAGCAAAACCUGGCAUUUGGGCUGAAGUUUAAUGCGAGAGGAAUUGUAGAUUGUUAUGAGAAAGAACUCAAGAGCCUUCCUUCUGGUCAAAAGCGUGAUAUUGAGUUUAAAAUGAUCGAAGGAGACUUCCAACUCUUUGAAGGAAAAUGGUCUAUUGAACAGUCCAAUAGAGGAAGAGAUGAAGAUGGUGAUUCUUUGGUACUUCAACAAUUCUAUACAACUCUUUCAUAUGUAGUUGAUGCAAAGCCAAAGCUAUGGUUGCCUGUUCAGCUCGUUGAAGGUAGACUCUGCAAGGAGAUUAAACUGAACCUUGUGAGCAUCCGAGAAGAAGCACAGAAGGCAGUUCACAACACUCUUCAUGUUCGUUAACAUUAGCAACUUUUUUGGAUUUGUUUCCUGUAAGUAUGUCCUCUUCAAGUACAUUAUAUGUUAAUUGCUAGCAUUGUUAGAAUAUUACUCAUAAAAAAAAAAAAAAAAAAAAAAAAAAAAAAAAAAAAAAAAAAAAAAAAAACCCAGAGUUAGAAUUAUACAAUGUACAAUAAGUUUACGAGAUGUUUUAUUUUUUUAAGCAUUUUGGUACACAUUUUAAGAGUGUAUCUUGAAUGCGAGUGUUUUGCUCGAUGUUAUAUGUAAUAAUGAUGGUGUCUAUAGAAUUGGUUGAUUUUCCUUA
Molecule: messenger RNA, 1258 nt
Organism: Carya illinoinensis
Lineage: Eukaryota; Viridiplantae; Streptophyta; Magnoliopsida; Fagales; Juglandaceae
Exons: 3
Coding region: 16-957 (313 amino acids)
Source: RefSeq, a predicted model, not a curated record